Molecule: messenger RNA, 4646 nt
Organism: Hydra vulgaris (swiftwater hydra)
Lineage: Eukaryota; Metazoa; Cnidaria; Hydrozoa; Anthoathecata; Hydridae
Source: RefSeq, a predicted model, not a curated record
AAGAGUCACUGAUGUUAACUUUUGUUAUAGAAUCAAUCAUGAAAUUUUUUAUAAUAUUAUUUAUGCAAAUUGUACAGAUUUUUUCGGUUGAUAAAGGAAAUUUUAAAACUUGUGAGCAAAGCAGUUUUUGCAAGCGUAAUCGUCGAAUUCAACCAGGGGUUUCUCCCUUUGAAAUUCUUUCAGACGCUGUACAGUUUAAUGAUGGCAGUAUUAUAGCAAGAGUAUUAAAUUCAAACACUAACAUCACAUUCUUACUAACUAUCGAUACUUUAUAUGAAAGUACUGCUAGAAUUCGUGUAAAUGAAAUUGAUCCAAUUAGAUUCAGACAUGUAGUUUUUGAGACUUUAGUUAAAGAACCUUCACGUUUUAAAUACAGUUUGUUAAAUAAAAAUAAUGACGGAUUUAAAGUGAAGUUCGAGAAGAAUGUUAUAGUUGUUACUUAUAAACCCAUGAAAAUAGACUUUUAUGAUGACGCUGAUGUCUUAUUAGUUUCCUUCAAUAACAGAGGGUUGAUGAACUUUGAGCACUACAGAGUGAAACCAGGAACUGUAUCAGAAGCUUCAAAAUCAAAUGAAUCAAAUGAUCUCAACGAUCAAGAAGAAGGAGUUGAAAAGGAAGAAUCAGAGCAGGAGCAUGUUAAAGAUGUGAAGAUUGAAGAUGGUGAAUGGGAAGAGUCAUUUAAAGAGCACCGCGAUUCAAAGCCAUAUGGACCAAGCUCUGUUGGGAUGGAUGUUUCAUUUGUUGGCUUUGAACAUGUCUAUGGCAUACCAGAACAUGCUGAUUCGUUGGCUUUAAAAAACACAUCUCCUGGAGAUCCAUAUCGGUUAUACAAUUUGGAUGUAUUUGAAUAUGAUCUAUACAAUCCUAUGGCUUUAUAUGGGUCAAUUCCUUACAUGGUUGCUCAUAGCACACAUCGUACUGUCGGAUUAUUUUUUAACAAUGCAGCAGAAAUGUGGAUUGAUAUCAAAUCUUCAAAGUCUAUGUUAGGAUCUAUUAUAUCACUUUUUAAUUCUGGAGAUAUUCCUACAACAGAAACUCAUUGGUUUGCUGAGAGUGGAAUUAUUGAUAUGUUUGUAAUGUUGGGUCCAAAUCCACAUGAUGUUUCCAUGCAGUAUUCAACUCUAACUGGAACUCCAACACUACCACCUAUGUUUGCACUUGGUUACCAUCAAUGUCGUUGGAAUUAUAAUGAUGAAGAAGAUGUGAAGAAUGUUGAUGCAAAAUUUGAUGAGCAUGAUAUUCCAUAUGAUGUUAUUUGGCUUGAUAUAGAGCAUACAGAUAAUAAAAAGUACAUGACUUGGGAUGCUUCAAAGUUUCCUGACUCUAAAGCUAUGAUUAAUAAUAUUGCAUCAAAAGGUCGCAAAAUGGUCACCAUAAUUGAUCCACAUAUGAAGCGGGACUCAAGUUAUCAUGUGCAUAAUGAAGCAACUGUUAAACAGUUUUAUGUUAAAAAAAAUGAUGGAAGUGAUUAUGAUGGUUGGUGUUGGUCUGGAUCAUCAUCUUGGAUUGAUUACUUAAAUCCAGAAGCUCGCAGAUGGUGGGCUAGCCUUUUUCAAUUAGAUGUUUAUCAGGGCUCCACACUCAAUUUGUUUACCUGGAAUGAUAUGAAUGAGCCCUCAGUUUUUAAUGGUCCAGAAAUUACUAUGCACAAAGAUUUAGUACAUUAUGGAAAUUGGGAACAUCGUGAUGUUCACAAUUUGUAUGGAAUGUUGUUUCACAUGUCAUCAUUUGAAGGACAUUUAGUUCGCUCUAGUGGCAAAGAAAGACCAUUUAUCCUUUCUCGAGCAUUCUUUGCUGGCUCUCAAAGAUAUGGUGCUGUAUGGACAGGUGAUAAUGCUGCUCAAUGGUCACAUCUUAAAGCAUCUAUACCAAUGCUAUUAUCAAUGAAUGUAGCAGGUUUACCUUUCGUCGGAGCUGACAUUGGUGGGUUUUUUGGAAACCCUGAUGGUGAACUCUGUGUAAGAUGGUGGCAGGCUGCUGCAUUUACACCAUUUUUUCGAGGUCAUGCUCAUAUUGAUACAAGAAGGCGUGAACCUUGGUUAUUUGGUGAAGAAAAUACUAAGUUGAUCCGAGCUGCAAUUAGAAAACGAUACAGAAUACUUCCUUAUAUUUACACAGUCAUGCAUGAAAGUUAUGUUUCUGGAAAAGCUGUUAUGAGACCUUUGUGGAUGGAAUUUCCAAAAGAUCCAAAAACAUUCAAGUUAGAUGAUCAAUAUUUAUUUGGUAAAGAUCUCCUUGUAAAACCAGUCACUUCUUCAGGGGAAGAUGAGAUUAUAGUUUACUUUCCAGGUGGAGAAAAUCAGAUUUGGUAUGAUUUUGAUACAUUUGAAUCUUAUAAUGGUGGCAACAAUGAGCACAUUUUAACUCCCAUGACUAAAGUACCAGUGUUUAUUCGUGGUGGGUCAAUUAUACCCUUGAAAGAACGUGUACGAAGAGCAUCAUCUCUCAUGGUUAAUGAUCCAUUAACUCUAAUUAUUGCGCUCAACGAAAAGGGCGAUGCUGAAGGAGAAAUAUAUUUAGAUGAUGGCCAUUCUCUCGAUUAUAAAGAUGGGAAAUAUUUAUUAUCAGAAAUUAGUAUGAGCAGCGGAGGCAUUAUGAAAUGGGACAAGAAAAAUAACUAUUCAACUAAAUCAUGGGUAGAACGUAUUAUUGUGUUAGGAAUGAAAAAGAAGCCAGCAUAUUGUACUUCUAUGCUAGACAAUGAUAUAAAAAGCUUAACAUUUACAUACGACGAGAUUAAAAAUGUAUUAGUUAUAAAGAAGCCAUCACCUUACUUGGAUAAGAACUUUUCUGUUAUGAUUGGAUAUUAAAUAUAGAUAUUAGAAUUAGAUUGCUUUAAGUACCUUUUUUUAACUUUAAUCUUAUACCUUUAAAUAACUUUCGCAUUUCUAGUUCGUGUAAACUUCAUUUAUUUUUUUGUUUUGUUUUUUUUUUUGUACAACAACAACAAAAAAUUAGCAAUACGCUUGAAAUAUCUUUUUUUAUAUACUUUUUGCAUAAUUAUUUAUGACGUAGAAUUUGUGGCUUGAUCUCUGGAGUAUUUUAUUAUAUGCAAGCAACAUUUCAUACUUAAAAACUGUUUUUUGUUUUUUAUUUAAUUUAUUAAGGUUUUUUAACACGAAAAAUAAAAAAUUUUAAAUAUUAAAAUAAAAAUCUUAAAUGACGUAAAAUAGAUUUAAUUUAAAUGUCGGCUCAGCUCCAGUUAUGUCAACUAGCAUUAUUAUUUUAGCGUCAUAGUUAUAGCGUCAUUAUUCAUGUGUCAAAUUUAAUUUAUUUCCUUUCAAAAAAUUAAAUUACGCAAUAAAAUAGCUUUUUUCUUUCAAACAAAGAUGUUAAAUUAAAUCAUAUGCUAAAAUUUCAUUCUGUCGUGGAUUUGUUUAAAAAUUAAGUUUCUAAUUAUAAAAUAGAUAUAAUUAGUUAUUUGUUUUAAAAAGUGACGUCUCUAGUAUGGUGUUGUAGCAUAGCGUGGCAUUUAAUUGCUAUUUUAUCAAGGGAUUGUCAGCAUAUUUUGAAAAAUGGAGUUAUUUUCAAAAGAUUUACUCGAUGGAGCCUCUAUGAAAGAUAGUAUUACUUUUUCCAAAUACAGUUCAUUGAAAAAUGAUAUUCUGUCCAAUAAAUCAGUGGUGCGCCCUCUUCGUUCUGACGAUUAUCUCAAAGGUUUUGUGGAAUUGAUAUCUGAAAAUGGAGAAAAGGAGAGCGCUAAAAGAUUAUACGAUUCGAAAUUCUUGUUUCAAGAUUAUUAUUCUAUUUUAUCUGAAUGUAUGGGUAUGUACUAUGUCGUAGUAUUGGAAGAUUUACGCUUAAAAAAAAUUUUGGGAGCAGCUACGUUGACAGUAGAACAAAAGUUUAUUCACUCUGCAUCGAAGAGAGGUAGAAUUAUUGACGUAAAGGUAGACCAAGGACAUCAGCGAAUUGGAAUUGGUUCAUUAUUAUUAGAAGUUUUAACGCGAGUUAGUUACUGCAUUGGUUGCUACAAGACGACUAUUGUUUGUCCUAAUAGUUUGCAAGUGUUCUGCGAAAACGUGAAAUAUCAUGCUGAACCAAACCAAAAUCAUCUGCGAAAUUCAAAAUUUCCUUGUAUGGAAAAUCUUGUUGCUUCCCUUCCUAGUUCAAAAAUUUGAAUCAAAUCUUUAUAAUUGUCAGAUUACAAUGAGCAGUUUCUUCUACAUUUUUGACAAUUGAGGUAAUAAUGGCGAUAAAACGAAAACAAAGCUACAGCUGUAUUGUUGUAGUAUUUAGAUCAUUUAAAAAAUUAAUUUUAUCUUUCGGGCCGCUAAUUCAUUUUUACUAAAUUAAGAGUUUUAAAAAUAGUGUCACUCAUAAAUAAGUGCGCUCGUUAGACAAGUCAGUUAGGUUUUGGAUAUCUUCAAUUUUGGUGCAAAUAUGUCUAAUCGCAGAAAUACAACCUAAAAAUUAAUAUUUUUUUUGUUUGAAAAUAGUGUUUUUGUUCGAAAUUUAUUUAUUCGUUUUGGAUUUAAAUACUGUUCGAAAUUUAUUUAUUUUGGGUAAAACUGUAUGCAGGACACCCUAUUAAUAACACGCCAACUUUUAACGAAGUUAAUAUUUUGCCUAGUAGUUUAACUGGCAGUCCUGUUUUAUAAAUAUUGUAAUUUAGCUUUGAAAGAAUUUAUUAUCAGUUUGUAAAA